Ciona intestinalis (vase tunicate) is the source of this 1049-nucleotide messenger RNA. Lineage: Eukaryota; Metazoa; Chordata; Ascidiacea; Phlebobranchia; Cionidae. The record is from RefSeq and is a predicted model, not a curated record.
GGUGUACUAAGUACAACAAGGACGAGGUUAAAACCAAGAUAGACACAGAUAUGUUAUCUUCUCAGUUUUUUUGCCAAGUCGACCAAGAAGUAGUUCAUCUCACAAACGAGUUUGUUUCUCGGGCCUUGGAACAACUUGGUAACAAAGCUGAUUUCAGCCACAUAGUGUAUGAAGUACUGAAGCAUGCACAUGGUAUGGAGGUGGACGAUGACGAGGUCGCGGCUCCAUUAUUCAGUGGCCUCCAUCUAUGGCAUGACCCCAUGGCACGCACCCACUUAGCCAAGUACCACUUAAAGGAUCUUUACCAGAAAUAUGCAACCAGUCAUGUUGGUAUAAAGAGUCCAUCAAAUACAGACACUUCAAUAAAUGAAAAAUCAGUAUCAUCAUAUUUGACUGAAAUAGCUGAAAGUCCAAAACUACAAGCUCGAAACUCAUCAGUGGUUUCUCCAAAAUCAACAGAUAUAAAUGCUUGUUCGAAUGAUCAAUCCACAUUCCCACCAUUAUCUGCCUUCCUCCAGUUCAUUAAAGAUGUUGAAGCAAACCAACUUCCAAAUCAUGCUUUGCCGGGAAAAUCACCUCAAUCCGUAUUGGGCGUGGUGAAGUCGUGUAUGCUGCCAACUACUAUUGAAACUGUGCCUUCCCCCGACUCUGCAGACAGCGAUUACAUUGUUUAGGUCGCUGUACUUACUGUUAUUAUAAAAGUUUGAAAUGUGUGCAAUACAUCAGUGCUAAAUUUAUGUAAACCCCUAUGCCAGUUUGAAUUACAUGAUUUAUUAACAGUGCCAAUUUAAUGCAAAAAUUACUCAUUGUGCAAUCACUUUUUUACAUUUUACCUCAAAGAAAGUGUCAUUGUACUAUUUACUGUGAAUACGAUAAAUGCUUAAUUAAUAAAAUUCAGUUUGAAUUACAUGAUUUAUUAACAGUGCCAAUUUAAUGCAAAAAUUACUCAUUGUGCAAUCACUUUUUUACAUUUUACCUCAAAGAAAGUGUCAUUGUACUAUUUACUGUGAAUACGAUAAAUGCUUAAUUAAUAAAAUUGAUUACUAAAG